CUAUCAAUAGCUUUUGUAGCCAAAGAAGAAUCUGAUUCGGAACAGGAACAUCAAGAAGCGUACAUACGCCAUUUUUUCAAUUGUUCCAUCCUCAUUAUCAUCAUCAAAUAGAAUUAAAUAGAAUUAAAAAUGAUGCAACCAUCGCCGACAUACAAUAAGAAUGAUGGUGGUGGUGUUUUUACUAAUGUUGCUACGAGAGGAACAGCUUCACAACCUACAGUGAUGAAUCCUCAAUUGGCUUUUAAAGAAACUGAAGAAGAAGCUUCGGAGCCUAAAAAGAUGGCUGAAAAUGUUGAUCAAUACUUUAGAGAUGUUCAAGAAGUGGAUGAAUUUCAAAUUGCAGAGGAGCAUCAAUUAUCAUUUUGGUGGUUUAAUCCAUUGAUGAAAACUGGUUACAAUAAGGUUCUUCAAUUAUCUGAUCUGUAUAAAUUGAGAAAAGUUGAUGAAGCUGCAUACCUUUCCGAUGACUUUAAGAAGAAUUGGGACAAGGAAGCAGCCAAAGCAAAAGAUCAUCAAGAUGUCGAGUCACACGAACUCGAUGAAAAUAUUAAGAAGAAAAAACAAUCCAAACCAAGUUUAAUUUAUGCAAUUCACAAGACAUAUGGUCUCAGAUUUUACUUGGCUGGUUUGUUAAAAGUUGUCUACGAUAUUUCUCAAUUGACCAGUCCAAUUUUGGUAAAGAUGAUCAUUUCAACAAUUAGAGAUUCCGAGACAGUUCCAGUUUAUCAGGGUUAUUUAUUAGUUUUAGGGCUUUUCCUUCUUCAAACAUUUAGUACUUUAUUUAUUCAACAAUAUUUCCACAUUGUCAUGUCACAAGGUAUGCGUCUCAAGACAGGGUUGAGUGCUGCCAUCUAUGCAAAGAGUUUAAGGUUAUCCAAUUCAGCAAGACAAAAAAUCAGUUCUGGUGAUAUUAUCAAUUAUAUGGCAAUUGAUGCUAACAAGCUUUGUGGUCUAGUGACAUAUCUACACAUGACAUGGAGUGGUGUUUUCCAAAUUUUUGUAUGCUUGGCGAUGUUAUUCUCACUCAUUGGUUGGUCAACCUUAGCUGGUGUUGCUAUUAUUGUUGUUGUUAUUCCCUUAAAUGGUGCUAUUGCCAGAGUAGUUCAAAAAAUUCGUAAGGCCAUGCUUCAAUUUACUGGUGAACGUAUCAAGUUUGUUAAUGAAGCUAUUCAAGGUAUUAGAAUUAUCAAAUUCUAUGCUUGGGAAAAUUCAUUUGUAAAAAAGAUUAUGGAAAUCAGAAAUAAGGAAAUGUGGAAGAUUACUCAAUCAACAUUUAUUGGUAUUGUUACCAGUAUGUUAAUGACUAUGGCUCCAUUGUUUGUCGGUGUUGCCACUUUUGCUAUCUUUGCUGCCACUGGUGGAUUGUUGGAUGCUGACAUUAUUUUCCCAUCCCUUUCCUAUUUCAACUUGUUGAGAUUCCCAGCUACCUUCUUGCCAACUAUUCUUGCCCUCCUUGCUGAAGCUAAGGUCAGUUUGGACAGACUUCAAAACUAUUUACUUGCCGAUGAAAUUGAGGAUAUUACUUUAGGAUCUGAUAUUGAUUGUCCAAUUAUUAUUGAAGAUGGUACCUUUAUUUGGAAGUCCAACCAAGAAAAGAAGGAAGAACCAGCAAGCAAGGAUAAGAAGAAGCCUGAAGCCAAAAAGCCAGCUCAACCUACUCUCAAAUCAAAGACCAAGAGUAAGGGAUCAAAGACUGAAAAGAAAAAGUACAAUGAAUUUGAAGAUGAAGAAGAAGCAGAAGCAGAUCAAGUCACUAUUGAACUUGCUGAAGGUGAGGAAGAAGAGGAAGAGGUAGUAGAAGCUUCUGAAGGUGAAUUGCAAUUUGUAGAUGAUAAGGAAAAGGCAUCAGCACCAGAAAAGAAAGACUUCACACUUCAACAUGUUAACCUUCAAGUCAAGAAGGGUGAUUUGGUUGUUAUUGUGGGUCUGGUUGGUUCUGGUAAAUCAUCACUCUUGUCAGCAAUUAUCGGUGAAAUGUUCAAACAAUCAGGAAACCUCCAAGUUUCUGGUAGUGUUGCCUAUGUUCCUCAACAAGCCUGGAUUAGAAAUGCCACUGUAAGAGAUAAUAUCUUGUUUGGAAAUCCUUUCAAUACUGAAAAAUAUUACAAGACUAUUGAAGCUUGUUGCUUGGAAAAUGAUUUGGAAAUUUUAACAGCCGGAGACAUGACUGAAAUUGGUGAAAAGGGUAUCACUUUGUCAGGUGGUCAAAAGCAAAGAGUUUCUUUAGCUCGUUCAGUUUACUCUGAUGCUGAUGUUUAUUUAUUCGAUGACGUUCUCUCUGCAUUGGAUCAACAUGUUGGUAGAUCUGUAUUCCAAAAUUGUAUUUGUGGAUUAUUAUCAAACAAGACUCGUGUAUUAGUCACUCACCAAUGGCAAUAUUUGAAGGAUGCUGAUCAUGUAAUUGUGGUUGAAAAUGGUGCCAUUGUUGCUCAAGGCUCUCACUCUGAAUUAGUUCAAAGUGAUUCCAAGUUCUCUUCCAUGCUCAAGAGCUAUUUCAAGCAAGACAAGGAAGAAGAAACUGAAGAAAAGAAAGAAAAGGAAGAAGAAGGAGAAAAGAGUAUCAAGAAGAGAGAUGGUAAAUUAAUGUCUACUGAGGAACGUGCUGAAGGUAGUGUCAAGGCUAGUGUUUAUAAGAGUUAUAUUAGAUAUGCUGGUGGUUAUAUUGUCUUGUUGGCCAUUCUUUUACUCUUUACAUUGAAUCAGGCUUCUCAAAUUAUGACAUCUUGGUUCUUGGCUGAAUGGUCAACUAUUGCCACACAAAGUAUACUGCCAACCAAUGGUACUGCAUCCAAUAGUACAAUGUACAACUCCACUGAACUCUUUGAUACCGUAUUCUCAUCUUAUGAUGUCAAUAAUGCUACUAAUGGCACUCUACCAGCCACUCCUACCGAAUUAGGCUACAAUUUGCCAAUGUUUAUUGGUAUUUACGUUGCUUUGGGUGUUGGAAGUGCCGUCUUUAUGUUCUUCCAAGAACUUUCCUUUGGUUUUUCUGGUCUUAGAGCUGCCAAACAAUUGCACUCCAAGGCUUUGGAUAAGAUUAUGAACUCACCAACUCAUUUCUUUGACACCAAUCCAGUCGGUCGUAUUAUUAACAGAUUCUCUAAGGAUACUGAAAGUAUUGACGGAAGUCUUAUCGGUACUUUGAGAAUGUUGCUGAAUUGCAUCUUUUCAGUAUUGGGUACUUUGAUUUUGAUUGCUACUGUCAGUUAUCUUUUCAUCAUUCCAAUUAUUCCAGUCUUGUUGGUUUACUAUUUUGUUCAAAAGUAUUACAGAAGUACUUCUCGUGAAUUGAAGAGACUUGAUUCCAUCAGUAGAAGUCCACUCUUUGCACACUUUGGUGAAACCCUCACUGGUAUUGCCACUAUUAGAGCAUACAGAAGACAAGAAGAAUUCGUAUUGGAAAAUCACAAGUUAUUGGACAGAAAUAACAAGGCCUACUUUGCUCAACUUGUUUCUCAAAGAUGGUUGGCUUUCCGUUUGGAAUUGGUGGGAGCUGUAGUUAUUCUAUUUGCUGCACUUGCUGCCCUAGUUGGAGGUACAACAGCUGCUAUGGCUGGUCUGUCAUUGUCAUAUGCUCUUUCUGUUACUUCGACUGCCUCUUGGUUGGUUCGUUGUGCAACAGAAGCUGAAGCUGCCAUGAACUCUGUUGAAAGAGUUCUCUACUAUUGUGAAGAAAUUCCACAAGAAGCUCCAAAGAGUAUUCCAGAAACCAAGCCAGCUGAAGAAUGGCCACAAAAGGGUGAAAUUGAACUCAAAAACGUCUACUUCAAGUACAGAGAAGAACUCGACUUUGUGUUGAGAGAUCUCAGCCUCCAUGUAAACCCAACUGAAAAGAUUGGUAUUGUGGGACGUACUGGUUGUGGUAAAUCAACCUUAAUGCAAGCUCUGUUCAGAAUUACAGAAGUAGCUCAAGGUCAAAUUGUUGUUGAUGGUGUAGAUAUUUCCAAGAUUGGUUUACAUGAUCUCAGAUCUAAAUUGGCAAUUAUUCCUCAAGAUCCAAUUUUAUUCUCAGGAACUGUCAGAUUCAAUUUGGAUCCAUUUGAUGAAUAUACUGAUCAACAAAUUUGGCAAGCUUUGGAAAGAUCUCACAUUAAGGAAAAGAUCAAGUCAUUGGAAGGUCAACUUUCUUACAAGGUUGCUGAAUAUGGUGAAAACUUUUCUAUUGGUGAAAGACAAUUAAUCUGUGUUGCCAGAGCAAUUUUGAGAAAGACCAAGAUUCUUAUCAUGGACGAAGCUACUGCCAAUGUUGAUAUGCAAACUGAUGCCCUUCUUCAAGAAACUGUUAGAACUGAAUUCUCUGACAGAACUGUCUUGACAGUUGCUCACAGACUCAACACUAUCAUUGACUCUGAUAGAAUUGUUGCUUUGAAGGCAGGUCAAUUAGCUGAAUUCGAUACUCCAAGAAACUUGCUCACCAGAAGUGAACAAUCCAUCUUUGCUUCUUUGAUUGAGGAAACUGGAAGAAAUAACGCUUCCUAUUUGAGAUCAAUUGUCAUGGGAGAAUUGGAUUAUAUGAAGGAAUUGAAAAAGUCACAAGAACACGACCAUUAAUAAAUUAUUAAAUAUAUUGAAAA
This is a messenger RNA of Naegleria gruberi, 4574 nucleotides long. RefSeq lists its product as uncharacterized. Gene Ontology annotation, cellular component: membrane. Gene Ontology annotation, biological process: transmembrane transport. Gene Ontology annotation, molecular function: ATP binding; ABC-type transporter activity; ATP hydrolysis activity. The record is from RefSeq and is a predicted model, not a curated record. The transcript has 2 exons. Bases 130 to 4551 code for a protein of 1473 amino acids. Lineage: Eukaryota; Heterolobosea; Eutetramitea; Acrasida; Naegleriidae.